Alnus glutinosa is the source of this 1479-nucleotide messenger RNA. Its product is annotated as plastid-lipid-associated protein, chloroplastic-like. Lineage: Eukaryota; Viridiplantae; Streptophyta; Magnoliopsida; Fagales; Betulaceae. The coding region runs from base 124 to 1098 and encodes 324 amino acids. The record is from RefSeq and is a predicted model, not a curated record. The transcript has 3 exons.
CAAAUUCGAAAAGAAUAAUCGUCGACAUCCUAAUCCCACACUCGCUACUUGCUCCUCUGUUUUUCGUCUUGUGUUCACAAAUCUCUCUGUUUUCUGCCUACCAAAACAAGAAACCACAACAAAAUGGCUUCUAUUUCUCACUUGAACCAAUUCCCAUGCAAGACUCUGUCAGUAACCCAAUUCACUUCCAAGCCAGCAAUUUUCGCGCCGAAUUCGGUCAAAAUCGGCACGAAACAAAUUGGGAAAUCUUGGAGUCGGGCCGGGGAAUUCGUCCGGGAGCGACCGAGUUUCCGGUUCCGGGCGGUGAACGAUGACGAGUGGGGCCCGGAUAAGGAGGAGGAUCCAUCGGCGGCUGCGGCUGCGGCUGCGGUUGCGGUGGGGGAGGAGGUGAAGCCUGCGGAGCCGAGCGAGAUUGAUAGGCUGAAGAAGGCGCUGGUGGACUCGUUUUUCGGGACGGAUCGGGGGCUGAAAGCGACGAGCGAGACGAGAGCAGGGAUCGUGGCGCUCAUCACGCAGCUGGAGGCGAAGAAUCCGACGCCGGCGCCGACUGAGGCCUUGUCUCUUCUCAAUGGCAAAUGGAUUCUCGCGUACACAUCUUUCUCAGGUUUGUUCCCAUUGUUGUCGACGGGUUCAUUGCCCUUGGUAAAGGUGGAGGAAAUAUCACAGACAAUUGACUCGGAGAAUUUGACCGUCCAGAACUCUGUCCAGUUUGCUGGGCCAUUGGCUACAACUUCAAUUAGUACCAAUGCCAAGUUUGAAGCCCAAAGUCCAAAGCUUGUGCAGAUAAAGUUGGAUGAAGGUAUAAUUGGGACUCCCCAAUUAACUGACUCGAUAGUGAUGCCAGAAAAUGUGGAAUUUUUGGGACAAAAGGUUGACCUCACACCCUUCAAGGGCUUAAUUACCUCUGCUCAAGAGACAGCUUCAUCCAUUGCGAAGACCAUUUCCAGCCAACCACCAGUGAAGUUCCCUAUCUCAAACGGUAAUGCUGAAUCAUGGCUACUUACCACAUACCUUGAUGAAGAACUUCGAAUUUCAAGGGGAGAUGCUGGCAGCGUGUUCGUGCUCAUCAAGGAAGGCAGCCCCCUCUUAACGCCCUGAGCAAACUCAUAUAUUCUUAUUAGCAUUCUACUUCACCAAAUAUAUAUAUAUAUAUAUAUUAGUAGACCUAUGGUGAUGUUAGAGGAUAAAAGCAGCAGCUCACCUCUCCUUAAAACUAGCCUGAAAAUCAGCAACGGAGCUCUACAAUUUCUGCUGACCAGCCACCUUACAGCAGCAACUACAUUGCAGUUUAGAAGCCUAUAGCUCACACUCUCUCCUGGAUUCCUGUUGAUCCCCUAUGCUCCAUGUCUCCCGGAUCAUUAGCUCUUUCCUCUUUUGGAUUUCAUGUAUUUCAUCAUGUUUUUCGGUAUUGUAAACCUAGUACUUACUUACCUUAAAACCUUUGUACGUGUUGCUCUAUAAAUAAAAGACAAUUCACUA